Molecule: messenger RNA, 3806 nt
Organism: Diorhabda carinulata
Lineage: Eukaryota; Metazoa; Arthropoda; Insecta; Coleoptera; Chrysomelidae
Gene: Sf3a1
Product: splicing factor 3A subunit 1
Exons: 13
Coding region: 116-2401 (761 amino acids)
Biological process (GO): mRNA cis splicing, via spliceosome; regulation of alternative mRNA splicing, via spliceosome
Cellular component (GO): catalytic step 2 spliceosome; U2-type prespliceosome; U2 snRNP
Molecular function (GO): RNA binding; protein binding
Source: RefSeq, a predicted model, not a curated record
GUCAAAUGUCAUAGUUAAAAUAUUUCAUAGCAUUCACUGUUUGGUGUGUAUUUUAGUUGAACGUGGAUACUCAUAUACUUAAUAUUAUAUUUUAACGACAGAUAGUAUAUUAAAAAUGCCUCCCUUGGAGGUAGCAAACAAUACUGGCAAUGAAGAACCAGGACCUAUCAAUCCUGUAGUAGGAAUUAUAUAUCCACCACCAGAAGUAAGAAAUAUUGUUGACAAAACCGCAAGUUUUGUUGCUAGAAAUGGACCAGAGUUUGAAGCACGUAUUAGACAAAAUGAACUGGGUAAUCCCAAAUUCAAUUUCUUAAAUACUGGUGAUCCUUACCAUGCUUACUACCAACAUAAAGUGAAGGAUUUUAGGGAAGGAAAAGCUCAAGAACCAACUGCUGGACUAAAUCAAGCAGUUUCAAAAUUAUCUGUAACUGCAUCUGCACAACAAAAACAACAAGAAAUCUUAAAACAAGUUGAGAAACCAUUUGUUCCCAAAGACCCACCACCAGAUUUUGAAUUUAUUGCAGAUCCACCUUCAAUUUCAGCAUUAGAUUUAGAUAUUGUAAAACUCACUGCUCAGUUUGUUGCUAGAAAUGGUCGAGCUUUCCUCACACAACUAAUGAAUAGAGAACAGAGAAAUUUUCAGUUUGAUUUUUUGAGACCUCAGCAUUCUUUGUUUCAAUAUUUUACAAAACUUUUGGAACAGUAUACGAAAGUUCUUAUUCCUCCAAAAAGUAUGCAACAGCGAUUACGUGAUGAAGCCAAAACUGCAAAAGCAGUUUUAGAACUGGUGAAAUAUCGUGCAGAGUGGUUGAGAUAUCAAGAACAACAAAAAGCAAAAGAAGAAGAAAUUUUAGAAAGAGAAAGAGUUGCAUAUGCUCAAAUCGACUGGCAUGACUUUGUCGUUGUUGAAACUGUGGACUAUCAACCCUUUGAGAUUGGAAACUUUCCAGCACCGACUACACCAGAAGAAGUAGGUGCCAGAAUUCUGAUACAAGAAAGGAUUGAGGAAGGAGAAGAUAUUGAAAUGCAACUUGAAAGUGACGAUGAAGAAACACCAGCUGCAGAAGAAGGUCUGAGUACAAUGCAAGAUAAAACAAACCGAAAAGUACGUGACGAUAAUAGGGUUCAGGAUAUGGAAGAAGAAAGCUCAGAAGAAGAGGAGGAAGAUGAAGGGGACAUGCCUAAACCUCCUCCACCACCUGCAAUACAACCUCCAUUGCCACCAGCUCCUGAUAAGGUUGUUGUGAAGAAAUAUGAUCCAAAACAAGCUGUAAAAGUAGCAAGGCCAACUGUAGGUGAUGAUUAUCUCGUUUCGCCAAUUACCGGAGAAAAAAUUCCAGCCAGUAAAGUUCAGGAGCAUAUGCGAAUUGGACUUCUAGAUCCUCGUUGGGUUGAACAACGGGAUAAACAAAUCACUGACAAAAUGAAUCAAGACACAGUAUAUGCUGCUGGAAGUGCAAUUGAUGCAUCAUUAAAAUUAUUGGCAGAACGACGUACCGAUAUUUUCGGUGUAGGAGAUGAAGAAACUGCCAUUGGUAAGAAAAUUGGUGAAGAAGAUGUGAAAAAAGAUGAGAAAGUAACCUGGGAUGGUCAUACUAGCAGCGUAGAAGCGGCAACCAGAGCUGCGAGGGCCAACAUUACAUUAGAAGAACAGAUUCAUCAAAUACACAAGGUAAAAGGGUUGCUGCCAGAUGAAGAAAAAGAAAAAAUUGGUCCCAAGAAUAUUGGUGCAAAAUCUGGGAAAAUUAAUAUACAAAGUGUUGUAACAACCAAGCCACCAAAUCCACCAGCUCAGCCUCCAAAACCACCAGUAUCUUUAAUUCAGACCCAACCAGCUCCGUCUAUUUUGCCAACUCAGCCUCAAAUGUUAACACCACAGCCUCCAAUAAUGAUGAUGCCCGCUCCACCUAUGCCACCCAUUAGACCACCACCUCUAAUGAUGUCGGGUCCUCCACCAAUGACAGGUUUUCCAGUUGCACCAAUACCUCCAGCAGUGGCUUCAGGUAUUGGUAUAACACCGAUAAAACACAUUAAUGACGGCCCGUUAGAUGAUGAACCCAGUAACAAGAAAUUAAGAAAUGAAGAUUCACUAAUUCCAGAAGAGAUAUUUUUAUCUAGAAAUCCAAAUCAAAUUUCCGUCAAAGUAUCUAUACCACAUAUGCCAGAGAAGACUGAAUGGAGAUUAACUGGAAAAAUGGUUAGCUGGACAUUAUCGCUUGCAGAAACAGUGGCCAAUUUAAAAGCUAAGCUACAAGAAGAAACAAACAUGCCUCCAGCUAAGCAAAAAUUAUUUUUCGACGGUAUGUUCUUCAAGGAUUCAAAUACAUUAGCCUACUAUAAUGUAACACCAGGAUCGAUUAUUCAGUUGCAGAUCAAAGAAAGAGGAGGAAGAAAGAAGUAAAAAUGUUCAAUUUUUAUUUGUAUAGACUGGGCGCUGGAUGGAAUUGAGUAUGCAAAAUGUGAGGACUACAAUUCAGUGUAUAGUUUUGAAAUCAGAAAAGCUUGCAGAUUAUGAUUCUGAAUGUUGCCAGGAGUCAUAUUGGUCCAUUUUUGUUUUGCACCCUACCCCUAUAGGUAUCUAGUAAAUGGACUGAACACAUGCAUCCAAAUGAAUUUUAUAAUUAAAGAUACUCACAGCCAGUCAAGUGAAAAAGGGGCAGGAAAAAUAAAAACAAUAUCAACUGAUAAAAAAUUAUUUAAUUCAAAAAAGCAAAUUUGAACAUAUAAAAGAAAAAAUUAUAAUUAUCAAUGUUUUUUAUUCUGACAAUUGUUAUUUGCAUCAAGAAAUACAAUCAAUAUUUAAUUUCUUACAAGAGCAAGCCGUUGUCUUACAAUUAGAUGCACAGUUGAAUAAACAAUUCCAGCAGUGGUUGCUUGAUCAUUUGUCACAGGUACAAAUUACCAUCCUUCCUUUCAUAGAUUAAGAAGGUGUAAUCAAUAGGCUGAAGUUGAGUUUAGUCGGCCUUUACUCAUACAUAUGUUUGUGCUGAAGCUCUUAAUAGAUGUUCAUCAGCCAUUGAGUGUUUUUGAAAAAAAAAAUAUAUUUGCAAAUGUUUUCCAAUUCUUUUAGCUGUUUAACACUUAGGUUUGGAUUUCCCAAAAGCUUCAAAGCUUUUAAAUCACUUUUUUUCAAGCCAAAUCUGCUAGUCUGGCAAAAUACCACAAAUAUUAUCUCUGAGGAAUUGAACAGCCAGAUGACAUCCUAAAAGGAAUUUCUUCUUAUACGACUGAAUGUGCAAGCUUGUUCCAGAAGUAAAUUCCAAAAAUGAUUAUGAUAUGACCUAGUGUAAUUUUCACUGCUUGAAAUAUGUAACAAAACAUCCUUGAUUCCGCUUUUAAAUGGUUAGAAUUCAUUUCAGGUACUUUAAAAAAUGAAGAACCUUGUAAUAUGAAACAUUUCGAAUAGUAAUAAAUGUUUUAUCACAAAACAAACACGACAAUUUGUUUAGUUUUCUCUUCUUUACAUUCAUCAUUCACAUUGUACUGAUAUUGUCCGCCGCGCUUUACUUAAAUAAAACAUUCGACUGUAAAAAAACUUAAAUAUUAUUAAUUAGAUACGCAAAAAUAAACCGUUAUUUUUUUUCUACUGACUACUCCAAGAGCUCUGACUCGAUAACAUGCCUAGCAGAGAGAAGGGUGGGGGUAAAGGGAAAGACAGCAGUAGAGCUGUUGGCGACAUUUUAUUUUAUUUAAGGUACUAGGUAGAAGAAUUUGAGCGUAGUUGCCGGUCCUCACAUUUGGAUACUCAACUCCAGCGCCAGGAUUAAUAAGUGUAGAUAAGAAGAUGAAAUAAACGAUUUAGCACA